This is a messenger RNA of Musa acuminata AAA Group (dessert banana), 608 nucleotides long. RefSeq lists its product as uncharacterized. Gene Ontology annotation, cellular component: nucleus. NCBI's taxonomy places the organism in Eukaryota, Viridiplantae, Streptophyta, Magnoliopsida, Zingiberales, Musaceae. Gene Ontology annotation, molecular function: RNA binding. The coding region runs from base 79 to 468 and encodes 129 amino acids. The record is from RefSeq and is a predicted model, not a curated record. The transcript has 5 exons.
UGUCUCUUUUCGGUUGUGGGCGCGCAUUAGGGUUUCUCUCUCUCGUCUCUUGGCAGAUUGUAAGCGAAACGAGCGUCGAUGGAGGAGGUUACGGAAGGCAUCAACAAUCUCAGCGUCAACGCCGAUUCCUACAAGAAGAACCGGAUUCAAGUCUCGAAUACGAAGAAGCCCCUCUUUUUCUAUGUCAAUCUCGCUAAGAGGUACAUGCAGCAACACAAUGAAGUGGAGCUUUCGGCUCUUGGAAUGGCCAUCGCAACUGUAGUCACCAUUGCUGAGAUUCUCAAAAACAACGGUCUCGCUGUUGAGAGGAAGAUUAUGACGUCUAUGGUUGAUGUGAAGGAUGAAUCCAGGGGACGACCUAUGCAGAAAGCAAAGAUUGAGAUAUUGCUGGGGAAGACGGAAAACUUCGACGAGUUGAUGGCUGCAGCAACAGAGAGAGAUGCUGAAGAUGGUGAGGAGCAGACCUGAACGAAUGAAUCCCAUCUCUGUUUUUGUUUUCUUGGGUUGACAGAACAAUAUUGUUAUUUACCUUGUGGGUUAUUUCUGUGAAUUAAAGAACAUAUUUGUUUUUCUCAUUAUUUAUGAUCAAGGUUAUUUGAUUGAUGUCA